This is a messenger RNA of Pieris brassicae (large cabbage white), 1961 nucleotides long. Its product is annotated as spermine oxidase-like. The transcript has 7 exons. NCBI's taxonomy places the organism in Eukaryota, Metazoa, Arthropoda, Insecta, Lepidoptera, Pieridae. Gene Ontology annotation, molecular function: polyamine oxidase activity. The record is from RefSeq and is a predicted model, not a curated record. The coding region runs from base 103 to 1497 and encodes 464 amino acids.
AAUUACCCGACAAAGGUCAAGGAGAUAAUGGUGACUUCAUGUUUAAGUAUGCAUAUUUAAACGUUCGCGAUGGUCGUGUGAAAGAUUUGUUCUUCUAUAAAAAUGACGCAAAUAAUGGACGUUAUUGUAAUUGGGUGCGGUGCGUCGGGCAUUGCGGCGUUGCGAAAGCUCCACGAUGCUGGUUUAAAUGUUCUGGGCUUAGAAGCUGAAGAUAGAAUCGGAGGAAGAAUUAAGACCAUUCAAUAUGGAGAGUGCUAUUUAGAUCUUGGCGCUGCUUGGUGUCAUGGAGAAAAAGACAACAUAGUCUUUGAAAUGGCGAACCCUUUAGACCUUUUGGGACGCCCUAAACCUGACAAUAAAAUGUACGUGCUGUCAAACGGAGAAAUUCUCAAAUCGGACUUGAGUGAAUCUAUCAUUGGCGCUUUGGAUGAGGCUGUAGCGAAAGCAGAUAAGAAUACGAGCCAGUCCGUUUCUGAAUGUGUUAGAAAAGCAGUGAAAACCAACCCCACGCUGACAAAGGAUGCAAAGCUAUCGCAAUCCUUUCUAGAAUGGUUUGAGAAGAAUAAUCAUGUCGGCGGUCAAACCGACCCUCUUCAUGGCAAGUCGUUGAAGGGCUUAGAGGAGAGUUGGGGUUGUGAAGGCGAAUUCAUGUUGAACUGGAAAGGAAGAGGAUACAGAACAAUAUUGGAUUUGUUAUUGAAUAAAUAUCCCGAUCCCUCAAAGGAAUUGCCCAUUCAGAUCAAUUUUAAGAAAGAGGUGGAGACUAUAAAAUGGCGGUCACCUCAAGCUGGCAACCCUUUGGUGCAUGUUAAAUGCAAGGACGGAAGUCUGUAUUCCGCGAAGAGUGUUAUUGUAACUGUAUCUUUGGGAGUUCUGAAGGAUAGAUACAAUCAACUUUUCAAACCACAAUUACCGGCUGAAAAAAUAAACGCAAUUAACAACUUACAACUUUGCGUUUUGGACAAAAUCUACAUCGAAUUCACCAAACCUUGGUGGCCCCAAACACCCGGCUGCUUCACAAUUCUAUGGCGAGAGGAAGACAAAGCAAAGUUUAAUAAAAGCGAACAGUGGAUUACAGAAAUAUCCGGAUUUAAUACCGUUGAAUACCAUCCAAAUGUUUUGCUUGCCUGGAUUUAUGGGGCUGCAGCUGAGAAAAUGGAGAAAUUGACGGUCGAUGAAGUGAAAGUUGGGAUCGAAAAGCUUUUGUGUGUGGUCUUCAAGAAGAGCUUCAAUGUGGCUCCCGUGAAAUGUGUUACUAGAACGGAGUGGGCCUCAAAUGUUUUCGUAAGAGGUUCGUACUCAUACCGCAGUGUUGCCAAUGAAGAAAAAGGCGGCAGUUCAAUUACCUUAAGUGAACCUUUGUAUUAUGGGGAAAAUUUCCCAAUUGUUUGUUUCGCGGGUGAGGCAACUUCCCACCAUAGAUUUUCUGCCGUCCAUGGGGCUGUAGAGGCAGGUUUUAGGGAAGCAGACAGAUUAAUUGCCAGUUUCAAAAAAUAAUAUUACAGCGUAUAUGUCAUCCUUCAAUAUUUGUAUCCAUUCAUUUAUAUUUUAAGGAUACUUUAUGAUAAUCCCCUCAUUAAAUACCUUACAUAUUUCUUGUUAGCACUGCGUUAACAAAAAUCCAGUUUCGUCCCUUUCAAAUUUUCUUUCGUUGUGAAUUAAACUGUUAAGACGAUCUGAUUAUGCAAUUAAGUUUGCAUAAUUAUUUUAUUGUUAAAAUUUAAUCAGUACAAUGAUACAUCAGUAACUAUCUCAUUCCUGUGUUGUGUUCUAUUCAGGCCAUUUUGUAAGGCACAUAUCAACCUGUCCCCACUAAUAUAAUUUUAGUUUCACCGGGAACAAACUUUCUGACAGGGAUAAUUCUGAUAAUACAGUUUAUAUGAUCUACCCACAAAUUUAAUAAUUAUUUGUGCGAAUUUGUCAUUUAUUAUGUAGGUAUUCCAAUUUUUGUUGUUAUUAAA